CACAGGUCUUUGGAUCCAUCUCCUGAGGCCAUCUCUCGUUUCAGUCAAUCUCCAGUCAUCACAGCUUACCUUCAUGUUGAUGAAUAAAUCACAGCGUACCAGAUAAAGGUGACCUGUUUCCAUUGGAGGAUAAUGGAACGGCUGUGGUUGUCUUUGCUGUUGCUGGCAGCAGCAUGCAGGGGACAGCCGUGUCCGAAACGCUGUAUGUGCCAGAGCCUUUCUCCGUCGCUCGCUAUCCUCUGCUCCAAGACAGGCCUGCUGUUCGUUCCUGCAGCCAUUGACCGACGCACCGUGGAGCUACGGCUUCAAGAGAACUUCAUCACAGCUGUCCGAAGAAAGGAUUUUGCCAACAUGACCAGCCUGCUACACCUAACCCUGUCCAGAAACACCAUCAGUCAGAUCCUCCCUUCAGCAUUCAGUGACCUGCGGCGACUCAGAGCACUCCACCUAGACUCUAAUAGAAUAACUGUGAUCAAGGAUGAGCAUUUCAAAGGCCUGACCAACCUUCGUCACCUAAUCCUGGCCAACAACCAGCUCCACUCCAUAUCUCCCCAUGCCUUUGAUGACUUCCUGUCCACAUUGGAGGAUCUAGACCUCAGCUACAACAACCUUGCCCAGGUGCCAUGGGACACGAUUGGGCGCCUCACCAAUGUCAAUACCCUAAAUAUGGAUCAUAACCUCAUAGAAAACGUUCCCCAAGGGGUAUUCACCAACCUACACAAACUGGCCAGGCUAGACAUGACAUCCAAUAAAUUGAAGAAAAUUCCCCCCGAUCCAUUAUUCCUGAGAAUCCCAGUUUAUGCCAAGUCCAGAGGCUCCCCUCUCACCUCCCUGGUGUUGAGUUUUGGUGGUAACCCCCUUCACUGUAACUGUGAACUCCUGUGGCUGAGGAGACUAACCAGAGAAGAUGACCUCGAGACAUGCGCCUCUCCCUCUGACCUCAGUGCCAAAUAUUUCUGGACAAUACCUGAAGAGGAGUUUAUUUGUGACCCACCAGUUCUAACACGCAAGUCACCUCAUACUGUGGCAAUGGAGGGCCAGCAUGCCAGUCUGAAGUGCAAAGCGAAUGGUGACCCAGAGCCUGAAGUCCACUGGAUCAGCCCUGAAGGGCGACUUAUAUCUAAUGGCUCAAGGACGUUAGUUUUCCCAAAUGGAAGCCUGGAUAUCAAUGUGACAACCCUGAAGGAUUCAGGAAACUUUACCUGCAUCGCCUCAAACGCAGCAGGCGAGUCCACAGGAAGGGUGGAACUAGUUGUCACAGCCAUGCCUCAUCUCGCCAACAGCACAAGCCGCAGCCGGGACCCAUCCUCUGAACCCGCCCCCUCUGAUAUUCUAACCUCCUCUAAGGUUGCACUGCCUAACAACGAGACAAGGGCGGCAGACCGGAGGGUCUCAUUGGUGGAGCUGACAGGAAACUCUGCCCUCAUUAGAUGGAGCAGUCAGACGCCUACAUCUGGAGUCAGGAUGUUCCAGGUCCAGUACAACAGCUCUGGGGAUGACGCACUGGUUUAUAGGAUGAUCCCAUCGAGCAGCAACGACUUCCUGGUACGGGACCUCGCCGCUGGACGCAGCUAUGAUCUUUGUGUCCUGGCUGUGUUUGAUGAUGUCAUUACAUCACUGACUGCAACACGUCCUUUGGGCUGUCUGUCGUUCACUACAGACACAGAGUUCAGCCAGUGUCAAGCACUGCACAGCCACCUCCUGGGUGGUACUAUGAUCAUCAUCAUUGGGGGAAUUAUUGUUGCUUCUGUGCUGGUCUUCAUCAUCAUCUUAAUGAUACGAUACAAGGUUUACAGCCACCAAGGAGCAGGCCACGGAAAAGUUGCGACUGCAACAAGACCGCAGAGCAACGGACAAGGAGGAGGUGGACAAGUCCAAGUCCUUCCUCACUCUGCUUCCAAAAUUACCGAGAGUCAGGACGACCAAGCACUUUCGCCGUCUAGAGCCAUGUCGCCUAGCAACACCCUGAGAGACACCGUGGCACUGGUAGAGGAGGAGAGCAGUGGACGGAGCAUCAUGACAAGGACUGACUCCCUGGCCAAUGAGGAGUUGCUCUCGCCCACAAAGGCCCGCUUCUCCUCCAGGGUCGCCAUUGAGAUGAAAAGUAGACCGCCAUCUGUCGCCAAAGAGUCCACCUCCCCCAAGGAACCGGCAGCAGCAGACGACAGGCGACCUCGUACUGUCGAAUGGAGAGACUUUAUGAUCUGAAGGUCUCUUGGCCUCACAAAGAGAUUGCACCAACACUACACAGAAAGAAACCCUGAUGAUGUUUUUCUGGGUGGCAGAUGUGAAGAAUGAACGUCACCACUGGGGAAAAGCUGGUGAAAACUCUAAAGAAAAAAAUGGCCCUAUAGCUCCCCUUCCCUGUAUCUCCCAUUUACUCUACCCAUUACUUUGUGUCCAUGAAUAUCAUGGGGUUAUAGACCUGAACUGUCUGGUUUACUUUACGCUGCUUAUCCUGGUUCUCGUGUCUGGAUUGGACGACAGACUGUGUCAAGGCCCGGUUUCGGAUGGCUGCUGAUUGGCCAGCUGCUGCAGGAUUAAGCCGUCUGUGUGGUCAUCUUACUUACUUUAAAUGGAGCGGCACUCGCUAGAUGCAGAAUUUUCCACUUUGAAUCAUGUGGAUGAGCGUGGAAAUGGAUACAAUGUGCACAGAAAACAAAUAGAGGCAUAUGAGAAUGUCUCAACCAAUAAAAAAAGAAAACAUGAAUGAACUUCUCACCACCUCGAGCAGCAGCCACAUGCACGGACAGAUACUGGGUGGACGGUACACACAGGAAAUGUGUGGUGAACCAGUAACAGUCGGACGCUCAGAUAAUCACAAGCAACCUGGAUAUACCUUACGGUCGACUGCAUGGACAGGAAGGGAAUACGUUCAAACGUUCAAAUGUGUCUGGAUGGGUUUGGUUAUGGAUAUGAACAAAUGUUAAAUAUCAGCUCACCGUUGAGGCCGACUCUCAGUUGCUCCACAAUGCAACUCUGCUGAACUGAAGCGAGCUGAGCUGGAUCUUAACCUUGACCGAACCCUGUUAUCUCUCAGUCAGAAGCACACACACACAGCAUACACAACAAGGAAACCUGAACUGAACUGGUUUGACCUGGACAGAGCUGAAUCACACUGGACCCAGUGGAGCCUGACCUCCAGUUACACACUGAUAAUGGACUAUUACAAUCUAAACUGGACUACACUAGACCAACUCAUUACCUUUUGGUCUAGCCUGUGCUCUCUUCUGCUCUGGUCCCUUAUCUAUGUUUUUCCACUGGGUGGGACCAGUGAGGACCUUAAAGGACCUUUACCAGCCUCUGUCCCAUCUCUCCAGGCACCCUUCCACAGACCAUUGACCAGGAGGUAAGACACGUGUCUGAAGUCCAGAAAGACAAAAGAACUGAUAAAGAGAGAAACAAUAAAGUAGUGGGGUAACCAGUUAACCAAAUCACUGAUAUCAUCCAACAUCUUUAUUAGAAGCAUCUCCACAGUUGUCAUCAUCAUUACUCUCAUCAAAAAACAAGUUUACAGCUACAAAGUUCUACAUUCAAAGUCAGAAUAGUUUAUUGUCAGGAAAGCUGCUGUAUGACUGUGUUUGGCUGCACCACCUGCGUCGCUCACAUCUUAAGGUUGUAUUCAUAAUCUUCAUUUUCUCCGAGUCCGUUUCCACAGCUCAUUUAACAGUGGUUUGAAGGGGACCUAUUGUGCUUUUUCUUUAUUUUCCCUUAUACGAUAUCAAUAUUAAAUGUGGCCAAAGUUUCAGAUAUUGAUGUAAAAAUAAAAGUAAGCAUUGUUAGACCAAAGUCAGACCAUUUAUACGGUCAUCCACUCCAAGCACACCAUACGGUCUACUCUAGCAUACAAAUAACCUACUGUGCAGGUUUACUAUAUAGUCAUUAGGCAACAGCAGAACAACAGUUUACAAACAACUGUUUCCUGACUGAUGACAUUUUCUACUUCAGUCAGCAAUUUAGCACAUUUCCCAAAUGUACACCUAUUAAAAGGGGCAUAUAUACAGUUUGUGAUUGUAAGACUAAAUUCCGAUGCUGCUGUGAAUUUUCAUUCUGUGCCCUCAUAUUCCAGAUCAGAUUUAAAGUUAAACAUGCAAAGACGGAUUUGAGAUGUUACCACUUCCAAUUAAUUAUGUUAGUUACUUAGUUGUAGUGACUAGUUACUCAGUGUAACAGGUGAGAGGAUGUGGUGGUGCUCACAAGUGCCCCUCUGUGAGGUUCUGGUUGUUCAGCUAAUCAAAAGCAAAUAGAGAUGAGCUAUGAUUUCCUGUUUUAGUCUGAAAACCACCAUAGCAGCUGCAUAAUAGGCAUCAAUCCAUUAUCUAUACUGCCUAUCCUUUAUGGGGAGACUUUCCCAGCUGACAGUAGGUGAGGUUGGUGAAGUGGAGUAGACCCUGCACAGGUAGCCAGUGUAUCGCAGAGCAACCAGUCGGUCAAUUUAAAGUCUCCCAUUAAUCUAACACCAGUCUGCAUUUCUGUGGAGUGUGCAAAUAAGCAGGAGUACCUGGAGAAAACUUGAAUAACUCAAGAACUUUCAUACUGUGACAGGAAAAUACCAACCAUUCAUUAGAGUCCGUUUGAGACAAACACGGACAUGUUUUGAGCUGUGAAACAAAGUGAGUUGAGUUCCAGACUUCAAAAAUGCUGAGCUGGAAAUGAGCAUAAUGGGUCCCCUUUAAUGUUGUGUUUUUCGAAAGAAUUCCAUCUCCAUGUGCGUCAAACAGUCGUCCCUUUAUAUUAGUCAUCAGAAUAUUUCAGGUGCACAAUAUUAGCAUCUCUUCGUUACUGUUAUGCUUUCACUGAGAAUUCAAGCUGGUUAUUGUAAAUGGGAUAUGCGGGCCACAGGUGUCAUCUCAGAUCUGUACUAUCCAUACGUGUUUGCACAUAAUUGCAUUCACCGCCAUUUCCCCUGUAACAUCAUCAUCAUUAUAAAUCAAGAUGCAGUCCCCUGCAAAAAUGUAAGUUGGUGGAAGAGAAAAUAGACAGAGAGCCUCAAACCUUUUGACCCAUCCCAGUAGAAACAACCCACCCCCUAAAAAAAAGAAAAGAAACCACAAACGCUUUGUCUUCACUUUUCCCCUCCUGUGUUUCCCUCACCUUUUCUUUGGGCUUUAUCUUUUGUAUUUGUACAUAAAGCAAUUUCAAAUCUUAUAGUUUUGUACAUGUAAUUUUUAU
This is a messenger RNA of Hippoglossus stenolepis (Pacific halibut), 5172 nucleotides long. RefSeq names its product leucine-rich repeat and fibronectin type III domain-containing protein 1-like protein. The transcript has 11 exons. Gene Ontology annotation, molecular function: protein binding. The record is from RefSeq and is a predicted model, not a curated record. Bases 133 to 2208 code for a protein of 691 amino acids. Lineage: Eukaryota; Metazoa; Chordata; Actinopteri; Pleuronectiformes; Pleuronectidae.